This is a messenger RNA of Camelina sativa (false flax), 1119 nucleotides long. The record is from RefSeq and is a predicted model, not a curated record. Lineage: Eukaryota; Viridiplantae; Streptophyta; Magnoliopsida; Brassicales; Brassicaceae.
AUGUCAGAUAUGCAAUCUAUGCCAGAUAUGCAAGAUACGGAAAUCUCUAAUCUCAUUAACGAAGGGAGCGUAAUCACUAUGCGACCCUCUUCGUCUCCUUCGUCUUCUUCUUACUCCCUAACUUCAACGAGUUUGAACAAUAGACUGCUAACAAUCUUUAGGAAAGCGGAACAACUGUCUAUCUUGUGUGAAAUUGAUGUGUGCGUUAUAUACUACGGACCUCAAGGAGACCUAAAAACGUUUCCAAACGAGAAAGAGAAGGUGAGAAACAUGGCUAUGAGGUACAGUCGGCUAGACGAAUCAUUGAGAGGCAAAAAACGCACACAUCUUUCUGAGUUCCUUGAGGAGAAUCCGAAUCCGAACAAGAGGAUGAAGACGAGUCCGAGUCCGAAGAAGAAUGUGGAUGUAUUGAAGUAUCCAAUCGCUGAUCACUACUCUCCCGACCAAAUCUCCCAAUUGAUUCAGUCCUUGGAACUCAAUCUCUCUACGUCCCAACAAAGGCUUCGAUUUCUUCUUGAGUCGCACGACAAACACAAACUACUCGAUCAUCAUCAUCAUCAGAGUUUAGCUUCAUCAUCCUCUCAGAAUCAUCAGACCCAAUCUUUGAACCCUAAUCCUAGACAGUUCUCGCUCUUUAUGUAUAACCAUGGAGAUAAUACUCUCUCUCAGAUCCCUGUCUCUGCAUCAAAUCUCAGUCAGGAUUUCUCAGCGCUACUUCAAGAAUCUCAGUUGAAGAAUCAGUUAAUGAAGCAUGAGCUCUCUGAUUAUGAUCACAACAUAUCCAUGAGUGACAUCACCAACAACAGUUUCCAACAUCCUUGCGUCUCAAAGACAAAACAUUACUCGGGGGUACAAGAAUCUGUAAACAACUUUGGGAUGAAUCAGAAGGAGUUUUAUGGCUAUGAUCAGAACAUGUGUAGUAUGGCUAACAUCAAUAGCAGCAGCAGCUUUCAACAUCCUUGCGUCUCAAACACAAAAGCAGUACAAGAAUCUGUGAAUAACUAUGGGCUGAAUCAGUUGACGCAGAAGCAGUUUUAUGGUUGUGAUCAGAACAUGUCUAGUAUGGGUAACUCCGGGUUGAUGCAGCAUCAAGUUUAUGGUUAUGAUCAGAAUCAGUGA